GGGAGGGGGGGCCCAGUCGCGUAAGAGAUCAGUCCGUCGGAGAGGGAGGAGCUGAGGAGUCAUCCCAGGUUGAGCUGAGGGCAAACCCCCCCGCUCCCUACUUUUCGUUAAACUUCACCCCAACUCUUGCCUGAAGGAACGAUGCCGCUGAAAUUAUCGGUGGAGUUAGAGAUUAAGGCGAUCACUUGCCAGGGAGAAUUCUUGCCGGAGAAGAAUGUUUACCUUAGCGUUUGCAACCUGAACCAAUACAGGGCAACUGAGUGCUUUCCGCCUAUCCUGCCCAUCGAGGUUAAGCACACCAUGCAUUUUGAAAAGGUGUUUAGAAAUGCCUCCGACCCUGCUGCUAUUUUGGAGCUCCUCCAAUGCUACACCACCAGGUUUGAGUUAAUUCAACUCAUGCAUCCAGAAGGAGAAAUUUUGGCCUACUAUGAAGAAAAUACGAGAGAAUUUCUCUUUCCUGAGUCCAGACUGCCAUCUAGCAAUGACAAGGUUGAACGAGAGGUGGUCAUGAGGAAACUUCAUGGGUUCCAGGACCUCGCACCCAAAAUUGAGUUUUCCACCCAGACAAGUAUUAAGGAUAUUCCUUCUUCAUUGAGAAUGCGAUUUGUUGAGGAAAAUUUGAGGGUUUUGAGGUCUGCCUUACCUAGCGAAGAGGAAGGUAACGAGGAAAAGAAAGAAUAAGAACCUGCUCGCCAUCUCCAUAUUCCGUCAUGUGCCAUAAUCAAGAAGCUCAACAACGAUUGGCUCAAAUGAACCUUGAGCCAGAUGAUUUCCAAUAGUUUAAGAAAGGCAGACCUGCAGUUGCAGUUGGUUAUAUAGGGGGUUAUAUAAUUAGAUAAUUUGGAGGAGAUGGCUUAAAGUAGAAGGGAUAGUGUGUUAAACAGUAACAUUUUGAAACUACUAAAUCAUUAGCUCGGUGUCUUCAUCAUUUGUCACCCGUGGAGUUCUGUGGAAAAAGUGUCAUUUUCAUUUAAUAAAGUGGUUUAGACGAGUG
Molecule: messenger RNA, 994 nt
Organism: Tachyglossus aculeatus (Australian echidna)
Lineage: Eukaryota; Metazoa; Chordata; Mammalia; Monotremata; Tachyglossidae
Gene: SPATA6L
Product: spermatogenesis associated 6 like
Exons: 7
Coding region: 142-681 (179 amino acids)
Biological process (GO): spermatogenesis
Molecular function (GO): myosin light chain binding
Source: RefSeq, a predicted model, not a curated record